AGUCGGCAUCUCGGUGCCGGUCAAUGUGCAAGUGUUCUCUCGUAUUAUUAAUAUGCAAUAAUGGCCGGCAGAAUGCUAAAAUUUAUACGAGGCAAGGGCCAGCAGCCCUCUGCUGAGAGGCAGAAACUUCAAAAUGAGCUGUUUGCUUUUCGUAAGACAGUACAACACGGAUUCCCACACAGAGCGUCAGCGCUUGCAUGGGACCCACUCCUCAGACUGACCGCAAUUGGCACGGCCACGGGCGCUCUCAAAGUUUACGGUCGACCAGGCGUCGAGUUCUACGGACAACACACAAACCCAGACUCACCUGUCAUACAAAUACUCUUCAUUCCAGGCACAGGCCGUCUAAUUUCACUAUGUGACGACAACAGUCUCCACUUAUGGGAGAUCAAUGAAAAAUCCCUUGUAGAACUAAGAACACACACGUUUGAAGGGAAGAACAAGAAAAUAUCGGCGACAUGCAUCGAAGCGUCCGGCAAGAACUUGCUUAUUGGCACAGAAGGCGGGAAUAUAUAUACGUUAGAUUUGAACACAUUCUCCCUGAGCGAAGACGUUAUCUACCAGGAUUUAGUUAUGCAAAAUUGUCCAGAAGACUUCAAAGUAAACCCAGGUGCCGUGGAGUCAAUGUGCGAGCACCCGAAGGUACCAACCCGCCUGUUAAUCGGAUACAACCGGGGCCUCGUCGUGUUAUGGGACCGUACCACCGCACAGCCCAUCUACACCUGCGUGUCCAACCAGCAGCUGGAGAGCCUAUGCUGGAAUGAUGAGGGUGAUCAUUUCACGUCAUCACACAAUGAUGGAUCGUACGUAUCCUGGGAGGUGAGCGGGGCGUCCAGCGAUCGUCCCCUCAAGGAACCCAUUACUCCAUACGGACCCUACCCGUGCAAGGCCAUCUCGAAGAUACUCAACCGUACUAGUGUCACUGGUGACGAGAUACUCAUAUUUGCUGGUGGCAUGCCAAGAGCUUCGUAUGCAGACAAAUACACAGUAACUGUGCAACAGGGGGAGAAGCAUGUAUCGUUUGAUUUUACUAGCCGUGUAAUAGAUUUCUUCACCACAACUCCAGUGCCCCCUGACGGCACACCGCUACAAGAGGCUCGGCCUGAAACACCAUCACUCAUACAGCUACAGACCGUCAACCAAGUAGCCGCUGCUCUGGUGGUACUAGCGGAAGAAGAGUUGGUAGUAAUAGACCUGUGCGACAGUAAGUGGAGGCCACUGCGACCUCCGUACUUGGUGUCUAUCCACGCGUCAGCGGUCACCACCGCGCAGCUGGUCGACAACGUCGCCUCCAAUGUGUACGACAACAUCGUAGCGGCCGGGGAGCAACAAACUGAGAAUGUAUACUCGGAGAGCGCGUGGCCGAUCUCCGGCGGCAACGCGGAGAGUCCCGAGGCCGGCGGGCGGCAGCUGCUGCUGACCGGACACGAGGACGGCUCCGUGCGCUUCUGGGACGUCACCGGAGUCGCCAUGACGCCCCUCUAUUCAUACACCACAGCCCCCCUCUUCAGUGGUGAAGAGUUAUGUGAGAACAAUGACAGUCAAAACGACGAGGAAGAAUGGCCACCAUUCCGACGAGUUGGCACCUUCGACCCAUACAGUGAUGAUCCGCGUCUUGCCAUCAAACGGGUAAUACUUUGCCCCCUCUCCGGCAUGUUAACUAUUGGCGGAGCUGCCGGACACAUAGUUAUUGCAACACUCAAGAACACCGCGAGCACCGGGGAAGUUAAGACUAUGGCAGCAAAUAUCGUGUCAGAUCGCGAUGGAUUCGUAUGGAAGGGUCACGACCAAUUGACACUGCGUCCCGGGCCACUUACGUUUCCACAUGGAUACCAUGCGACGUCCGUGGCGCAGGUGUCCCCGCCGGCGGCGGUGUCCGCGCUGGCGGCGCAGUGGGAGUGGGGCGUGGUGGCGGCCGGCACGGCGCACGGGCUCGCCAUCUUCGACGCCAUCAACGCCACGCCGCUGCUGCACAAGUGCACGCUCAAGCCGCACGAUCAUUCGGGUGCAGGCGAUACGCCGAUUUCAAGACGGAAAUCAUUCAAAAAGUCCUUGCGAGAAUCGUUUAGACGACUACGGAAAGGCAGAUCACAGAGACGUCAGACCACGUCCAAUCCCACCUCACCCACACAGCCCCCUCCCAAGAAACCCACAGACAAGGCAGCGUCAGAGACAGAUGCGGACGUGAAGCCUGUGGAGCGCGCGGUAGAAGCUCGCUCGGCGGAUGACGCCAACGCACCCGUCGUGCGCUGUCUGUACUUCGCACGCACCUUCCUCAUCAACGCACAAACGUCUGCGCCGACGCUGUGGGCGGGGACUCAUUGCGGCACAGUAUACGCGUUCACACUACACGUACCCAACAAUAACAAGAGAAAAGACGAAGCGGUCACCUGUCAAUUAGCAAAAGAGAUCCAGUUGAAGCACAAGGCUCCAGUUAUAGGCAUCACAGUUUUGGACGGAGCGUCGGCACCGCUACCCGACCCAUUAGAGGUGGAGCGCGGCGUGGCGGCGUUGCCGGAAGCCGGUACUCACCGCGUGGUGAUCACCUCGGAGGAACAGUUCAAGGUGUUCACGCUGCCGUCACUCAAACCGCACCACAAGUACAAGCUCACCGCGCACGAGGGCGCUAGGGUCCGGCGGACGGCCUUCGCGUGCUUCACGAGCGGCGCAUACCGCGAGUGGUGCCUGCUGUGCCUCACCAACCUGGGCGACUGCCUCGUGCUCAGUCCAGAGCUGCGUCGGCAGCUCAAUGCCGCCGCCGUCCGCAAGGAGGACAUCAAUGGCAUUUCAAGUAUGUGCUUCUCAAAGAGAGGCGAAGCUCUCUACCUACACUCGUCAUCUGAACUGCAGCGAAUCACACUGUCUGCUACAAAGGUGACAAUUGCACAAUGUCAAGUGAUAUUAUCGCCUUGGGCAGCCGCGCUGCGAGGGACCAUAGAGGCGGCACCACUCACCAAUGGGGACCAUAAGCAGGAGGAGACAGCAGAGACUAUUCACGACGUCACAGCCGCAUCGGGUGAUAUUACGGUCGACUCCGUCAGGGACCACACCAAUGCGGAACAACAACAGCCGCCAGAGCUCAACAUCAAUUUACAGAACUCGCAAGUAAACACGAGUUCCAUGGUUGUGAAAACGACGACGAGAACGACAAUCAACGACGGUAGUAGCAGCGACGGCAAUGCGACCACCACCACUACAACGACCACCACGAAUGCAACCUCCGAGAACAUCCUAGAGCACAGUCGCGAGGAAGGAGUCAUCACCCGCAUCGAGACAGGCACCGUGACAGUGCCGGCCGGGACCGACCCGAAGCUGAUCCUCGAGAUGUUUGACCGGCAACGGUCGCCGCUCUCCGUGCCCGUGCCGCCCGCUGCCGACGCGCACUAGGGCUGAACCACGCCCUCCGCCCUGCAAACACAUAUCUAGAACCGAAUACCAUCACAACCGGUGUAGCUAUACUCCUGUUAUUUUGUGCACAAGCAUAAACGUUAUCAUAAUUUCACAAAUAUCGAUCGGUUUGUAUGUAGACUGCGAUAUGUUACCGGCAUUCGAUCCCUGUCCACCGAUACUCCACAUCGAAUUCCGGCGCAUAGAUAAAUAAUACGAGCGUGACAUAUUGUUUGUAGAAUAAAAUAUAAUAUAAUAAUAUAUAUAUUUCGUUUUUACUGUUUUAUAUUGUUAAUUUUGUGGACACCUAGACAGCUAAAAGUACUGCCAUGUUCGAGUGCAUGGUGACCACGUUUUCUGCUGUAAAUGAAGAUCGCUAUACUCAGAGCUAUAAAAUAGGGUCACAUGUACCAACAUAUUUUUUGCUCUAAGAUAUUUUUAUUGCUCUUUAAUAAAUAUUUGUAUUAAUCGCUUAAUAUGCGUGCAUGUUGCAAUGGUAGCAAAACCAUUUUGGGAUAAUAUGUAAUGUUUUAUAUAAUCAACAUAGUACUUAAAAGUUAAAAAAUAAACUGUUUUUCUUUUUAAUUUUUGAAACGUAUUCGAGUACAAAAUCUGGACCACCAGCGCCAUAACAACGUUUGUUGUAAUAACAAUCCUGCAAUAUAAUUGUAGAUUGUUUUAUAGUAUUUUUUUAAUUAAAUAAGUGAACAAUGUGAAAUAAUUUACCAAUUUAGCUUGUUAAGUUACUAUUUCCAACAUUCGGAGUGAACGUGAUGUGCCUAUUUAUUUCUUUUUUUUAUUCUGUUUAAUAAUUAUGAAGAUAAUUGUAUUUAAGUAAUUAUAAGAACAUUUAGAUUAGAAAUAGUACAUUUUUGACAAUUAGCAAUUGACUAGAGUUGAGACUAGAGUAUAUUUUUAUUGAUAAAAUAUCAUUUCAAGCGUAUUCAUUUCGUAAUUGCAAUUUUUAUAUUCGUUCGUACGGCGUGUCUUAAGUUUUCAAUUGAAUUGUAUAUUCAGUAAAUAUUAAUUUUAAUAAAUUAUAAUAAUAAUAAUAUAAUUAAUGAAUCAAUGUGAAAUGUUUUAUGCAAUAUUUUUUAGCGUUUUAAUAAAGUUUUUUAAUUUUAUAUUUUAGUAUUUCACAUAACUAGUGCUGUGUCGCCAAUUAAAGGUCGAUGAACACAUGAAACUUAUUGUAUUACAAAAUUGACCAAUCUGUGGUAAAGUAAUUUAUUGAUAGAUAUAUUCGUUACCACAAGCGUGAGAAGGAACGAAAUGUUACUAUCUCGUUCGUACUAAUGUGUGUAUUAGCACGAAUGCAUUUUGAUUA
This is a messenger RNA of Achroia grisella, 4714 nucleotides long. It is a transcript of the gene l(2)gl, whose product is annotated as lethal(2) giant larvae protein homolog 1. Gene Ontology annotation, biological process: regulation of establishment or maintenance of cell polarity; regulation of Notch signaling pathway; establishment of spindle orientation. The transcript has 26 exons. The record is from RefSeq and is a predicted model, not a curated record. Gene Ontology annotation, cellular component: cortical actin cytoskeleton; cytoplasm; plasma membrane. NCBI's taxonomy places the organism in Eukaryota, Metazoa, Arthropoda, Insecta, Lepidoptera, Pyralidae. The coding region runs from base 61 to 3387 and encodes 1108 amino acids. Gene Ontology annotation, molecular function: syntaxin binding; GTPase activator activity; myosin II binding.